Xiphophorus hellerii (green swordtail) is the source of this 3232-nucleotide messenger RNA. Its product is annotated as leucine-rich repeat-containing protein 1. The record is from RefSeq and is a predicted model, not a curated record. The coding region runs from base 477 to 2045 and encodes 522 amino acids. The transcript is spliced from 14 exons. Gene Ontology annotation, cellular component: basolateral plasma membrane; adherens junction; postsynaptic membrane. Gene Ontology annotation, biological process: neurotransmitter receptor transport postsynaptic membrane to endosome; receptor clustering; neurotransmitter receptor transport, endosome to postsynaptic membrane. Lineage: Eukaryota; Metazoa; Chordata; Actinopteri; Cyprinodontiformes; Poeciliidae. Gene Ontology annotation, molecular function: protein kinase binding.
AGGAAUGAGGGAGUGAAUGUUCCGGGUCAGAAACUGGACGGGAGAGGAAAUUAACUCCGGGACAAAACGAAAAAAAAAAAUCACAACAUACUUACAGAAUGCCACCCUCUGCUACGCAGAGAUGUAACCCGUUGUUUUUACUCCGAAACUAGUUUUAUUUUUGGCGGCGAAGGUCGAGAAGAAGAAAACACAGGUGCCAAACUACGAACUACAAAGUGAGCCAACGACGGAGAGUGGACUCUCCUGUUCGUCGCGACCUGCCGAACGCCAGCUCGGUGGCCACUCGUUCACACCCGGAGUUUCAGUGUUUACUUCGCGGCGAGUUUCGCCUUCGCUUGUGCUCUGGUUGGUGAAUCGAGUUUGAGGACUGUCCUGUCCCGCCGUAGCAAACUGUUGCAUCCCCCCCUUUUUUCCUCCCCGCAGUUUGUUUAUCGCACGGAUACGGGAUUUAUCUCCCUCUCCUUCCCCCCGCCGUGAUGUUUCACUGCAUCCCCCUGUGGCGGUGCAACCGUCACGUCGAAACGAUCGAUAAACGCCACUGCACUCUGAAUUAUGUUCCCGACGAGAUUUAUCGCUACGCCCGGAGUUUGGAGGAGCUGAUGCUGGAUGCCAACCAACUCCGAGACUUACCCAAGCCACUUUUCCAGCUGUUGAAACUUCGAAAACUUACUGUGAGUGACAACGAGAUCGCAAGACUUCCGCCAGAGAUCGGCAACCUUAUGGAACUAGUCGAACUGGAUCUUUCUCGAAAUGAUAUUGUAGAACUUCCAGAGAACAUUUCAAACUGCAAAUCCCUGCAAGUGGCAGAUUUCAGUGGAAAUCCAUUAUUAAGGUUACCUGAAAGCUUUGCACAGCUUCAACACCUAACGACCCUCUCUAUCAAUGAUAUCUCAUUGCAGGCUCUUCCAGAAAACAUUGGAAGCCUCUCUUAUUUGGUAUCGCUAGAACUUAGAGAAAAUGUUCUGACAUUCCUGCCAGAGUCAUUAUCACAACUUCACAAGCUUGAAGAACUUGACAUAGGCAAUAAUGAACUCUACAAUUUGCCUGAGUCAAUUGGCUGCCUUAUCAGCCUGAAGAACUUGUGGCUGGAUGGAAACCACUUGUCCGAUAUACCUGCUGAGCUGUGCAAUAUUAAAAGCCUCUUGUGUCUGGAUCUAUCUGAAAAUAAGCUGGAGUUUCUUCCAGAAGAGCUAGGAGGACUGGUGUCACUUACUGAUUUGCUGGUGUCACAAAACUCCCUUGAAUAUAUUCCAGAAAGCAUUGGAAAACUAAAGAAUCUUUCCAUUUUGAAAGCUGACCUAAACAAGUUAACACUUCUUCCAGAAACAAUUGGCAACUGUGAAAGUCUUACAGAGCUCGUACUCACAGAGAAUCAAAUACAGACUUUGCCUGCUAGUAUUGGGAAGUUAAAGCGACUGUCCAACCUGAACUGUGACCGAAACCAUCUAACACUAUUACCUAAGCAGAUUGGAGGCUGCAGCAGUCUUAACGUCUUCACUGUGCGCGACAACUACCUGAAAAAGAUCCCACCAGAGCUGUCGCAGGCCACCGAGCUGCAUGUACUCGACGUCUCUGGGAACCGCCUGCCGUACUUGCCGAUGUCACUGACCACGCUACAUCUGAAGGCCCUGUGGUUGUCAGAAAACCAGUCCAAGCCGCUCCUCACUUUUCAGACGGAUGAAGAUCCUGACUCAGGAGAGAAGGUGCUCACCUGCGUUGUGCUGCCUCAGCAGCCUAGUGACUCAGGUUAUGACAACCUGGCCCGCUUUGGAGCUCUGGAGAGCCUUGUGAAUGGGAUGGCUGAUGAGGCUUGGGACGGCAAAGCCAUGAACAGAAUCAGCUCCAUUCACUUCCUGGAUGAUGGUGAGGACGACGACGACGACCCGGGAACUCUGCUACGAAGGGCCACUCCUCACCCCGGCGAACUGAAAACCAUGAAGAAAGCAGCCGAGAACCUCCGCAACGACCUGAACGCUGCCAAAGGCCUGGACUCCAACAAAAACGAGGUCAAUAACGCUGCAGACGGAGUCACUACGUCCGUCUGACCUUUACCUCAGAAGUGUUUUUAUUUGUAUUUUUUUAUCCUUCUGUGUCUCGCCAUAUCGUCCUGCACAACCUUGCAGCCCUGUGUUUGUUAUUUUUAUGUUUUCCCUAGCUUUUCUUUUACCCACAAGUCCUAGUUUGACCUUCCCCUUCGUUUGGUCAUGCCAUGCAGGAGCCUAAGACCUCCAACUCCAGUCCUGUGGAAAAAUAAAACUGUACCUGGGCCGCCGUGCCUUCCUCUUUUUAGCAAAAAUCCACGACAGAGAGAUGCUUCUUUUUUGACAGUAUAUUUUUAAGAUAAAAUACUUUUUCAAAAGUGAUUUUUAAAGGAUUUUUAGGUAGUUGCACUAUAAACCUCUUAAAUGUGUGUUUUUUUUCCUUUUUAUAAACACUGGGUCUUUCUACAUUUUGGGGCAAACAAAAGCAGGAGUGUUUUUGGACAUUCUUAUCUAAAAAUUGUUGUAAAUGUCUUGUGAAUAUUGAUACUUUUAUACCUUUUGGCAGCUCAGAUGUAAAUAAAUGUAUAGCAAGUAUCUUCUUAAUCGGUUUAAGAUUCCCGCUCUCUUUAACUUGGUACAUCUUUAUAUGUUUUGCUUAAAUCAAGGUAAUGAACAAAACACUAAUGUCUUAUUUAAUCCACUGGGUGAUCUUAUUUUUGGAUGUUUAUUAGAUUCUUCAAAUUGAAAUUCAAGUACUGCACAUCAAGUUUAAAUUGCCAUUUGCAGUGUUGUUACGCUGUAAGGAUAAUGUUCUAUUUAAAUGUGCUGUACCUUACUGUUUUGCAUUGUUUUUUUAAUAGAUGCCAAAACAGAUGUAUUUGUACUUUUUAAAUUUUGCCUCCUUUUAAGGAGUACUGUGUAGAUGAUUUAUUAGACCUUUGGGAAGGUUAAGGGUUUUUUUUUAAGCUUAAUGAUCACUCUAAAAUGUUAUGGUUUCUCUCGGAUGCACUUCUUAUUGUUGCUUUCCUCCUUUUUUUUAAAUGGUACUUGAUAAACUGUUGUUUGGUUGUUAAAUCAAUGGCACAAAGUGAACCAGAGCAAAAAGUUUCAACAGUUUUCUUUUUCCUUUUUCUUUCUAAUUAUUCUCUGAUAAAGCUGCACAGAACAGAUCUCAGACUGGCUCUAAACCUUGAGAUUUGCUGACGUUUUUUUUUAAACCACUGAUCAAUAAAAAUGAGUGCAACACUAAA